This is a messenger RNA of Liolophura sinensis, 1671 nucleotides long. Its product is annotated as cytochrome P450 2J6-like. The transcript has 5 exons. NCBI's taxonomy places the organism in Eukaryota, Metazoa, Mollusca, Polyplacophora, Chitonida, Chitonidae. Gene Ontology annotation, biological process: hormone biosynthetic process; progesterone metabolic process. Bases 232 to 1671 code for a protein of 479 amino acids. The record is from RefSeq and is a predicted model, not a curated record. Gene Ontology annotation, molecular function: steroid 17-alpha-monooxygenase activity; iron ion binding; heme binding.
CAAAGAUGACGGUUUUGACGAUAAGCCAAAAACGAUGCAACAAACAGUGGGGCAGAGGUGUAUGUUAGUUUUAGAUAAUGCUGGGUAGCGAUAUGUGCCUUACCUGGGGAGAAGCCUUGCCUGUGCAAAACUACUGCACAGAUGAAAUGUGAUGUUGACGAUGGACCAGAGUGGAAGUUUAGAAACUUGAAAACCCGCGAGUCUCAGUGAUGCGACUGAGCGUAUUGGAAUAUGAAUGGAGUCUACACAUUGUUGAGAAGUCCUCGUGAAAAUUACCCCAGAGGUCCAACAGCCUGGCCUUUCAUAGGGAAUGUGCAAAUUCUCUCGUAUAAGCCUCACUUGAGACUUUUCAAUCUGAAGGACACGUAUGGCGAUGUAUUCAGCUUAAAGCUUGGGACGCAAGAUGUAGUCGUUGUGUGUUCUUUGGCUGGUAUACAAGAAGGGCUCCAAGAACGAGGAGAAACGUUUGCAGAACGUCCAAAUAGUCAGGUGUAUAAUGCUUUGUACAAUGGAAACAGGCAGAAUGGGAUUUCCACCAGUGAUUACACAGAAAAAUCCUACAUUAAGAGAGGAUUUAUCCAAGCAUGUUUAGACGGACAUUAUGCUAAUGACAAUGUUAUUGAGGAGAAGAUUGCGAUCCAUGCUACAGACAUUCUGCUGGCAUUUAUAGAAUAUGAAGGCAAGCCGUUUGAUCCCAGUGACAUAUUUUUUUUGAACUGUUUGCGUGUUUCUCUGUGGUUGGUGUACGGCCAACAGUUCGACCAGCGAGAUAAUAAUUUACAUGAAAUACUAGCAACCUUCAAACUGCGUUCUAGUUUAAAAGGCCUGUGGCUGACAGACAUCCCAUUGUGUCGUUUUCUGGAUGAGAAAAAAAUUCAUGAAGUGCGUCAUCGAACCGCUCUUCAAACCACAUUCCAAGGCAAGCUUCUCGAUAAGCACAAAGACACGUAUGAUCCAGAUGUUGUGCGUGACAUGAUUGAUCAGCUUCUGAUUUUCAUAGAAAACGACGAAGACCGUGGCAUUUUGACAACUGAGGAUAUGACCUAUUUACUACUGGACAUAACAGGUUCCGGCUUCCAGGCUACAGCGGUCACCAUGACCUGGCUCAUGGCUUACAUGGCUUGUUAUCCACAAAUACAGGUCAAAGUUCAAGAGGAAAUAGACACUGUUGUCAGAGGCUCUGGAAUUCCCAGCCUGGCAGAUCAAAUGAAACUACCAUACACUGUAGCAACUAUACUAGAGGUAGAAAGACUGGCCAGUGUUUGCCCCUUCCUUAUUCCACAUCGUGUGGCAGACAAGUGCAUCUUACAAGGCUAUGAUAUUCCUGAAAACACCUGGAUUUUGUUCAAUGUCUGGAGUCUUCAUCACGAUGCCAGGAUGUGGAAAAACCCCAUGAAAUUUGAUCCCAAUAGAUUUGUGGAGAACAACACAGUAACCAUACCAGAUUAUUUCCUCCCAUAUGGGCUCGGUCCACGGUGCUGUGUCGGUGAGAGUUUAGCUGAAGCUGAGAUCUUCUUGUUUUUUGUCAACAUUAUGCAACAGUUCCACAUCAAGCCAGCAGAUGGCGAUGAGAUCAGCCUGGAUGGCGAGUUUAACACGAUUCUCAGGCCGCAAUCAUUCCGUAUACAAGCUCUGGAUAGGAAAGACAUUGAGCUGGAAUCUGUGGACUAG